UUAGCUUUGUAUACUCAAUGUUGUUACUGGGGCUAAAGUCUAUAAAAGACAAAGCAUUUGCGGUUAUUACAUUUACUUUGAAUUCCAAAAUCACCCGCCAAAAAUGGUAGAGAGGAAAAGAGCCAGAGCUUCCUCGCCUUCGAGCCCUCUCGCCACCGUCGAUGACAUUCAGAGACGCCUCAUGCGACCUUCCUCCUCCUCCACUCCACCGCCGAUCUCAACCUUAUCAUCCCCGCCGAAAGAUCGCCGCGCGCAAAUCCAGAAGCACUCGACGCAGGCGAAGCUGAAAACGACGAAUUAUAAGCUCGAAGAUUACUUGGAUCUGAAUCUGCUCGCGGAUGUGUCUUCGAGAAUCGGCAGCGCGAAGAAGGUUGAAACGACGUCGCUGAAGAAAGAGGUCAGAGAUUUCGAGUGGCCGGUCAACGAGUUGAAGGUGCUGGUUGUGGAGUCGGGCAAGGAAGCUGUGAAUCUCAACGACGACGUGGAUCUGAUCGAGGAAGUUGGGGACGGAGACGCAGAAACCUGUACGGCGUUUCGACGUUUCGAGCGAAGUGCCUUGCGGCGUUUCAGAAUUGUUAUUGGUGAAGAGUAAUUUGCAUAUAUAGUUAUUACUGUAAGGAAAGGGGGUUGGAUUUCAAAAACAAACUCAAAGUCAGGAGCUUGUUGCAUUUAAUUGUCCACGGCUUAUUACCGCUAUAAGCUUCA
Messenger RNA from Rosa chinensis, 705 nucleotides. RefSeq lists its product as uncharacterized. Lineage: Eukaryota; Viridiplantae; Streptophyta; Magnoliopsida; Rosales; Rosaceae. The coding region runs from base 104 to 592 and encodes 162 amino acids. The transcript has 3 exons. The record is from RefSeq and is a predicted model, not a curated record.